Messenger RNA from Penicillium hordei, 2781 nucleotides. Its product is annotated as putative beta-N-acetylglucosaminidase. The transcript has 4 exons. Gene Ontology annotation, biological process: peptidoglycan turnover; carbohydrate metabolic process. The record is from RefSeq and is a predicted model, not a curated record. Lineage: Eukaryota; Fungi; Ascomycota; Eurotiomycetes; Eurotiales; Aspergillaceae. The coding region runs from base 1 to 2781 and encodes 926 amino acids. Gene Ontology annotation, molecular function: acyltransferase activity, transferring groups other than amino-acyl groups; hydrolase activity, hydrolyzing O-glycosyl compounds.
AUGGCCCGGAAAGAGGAUAUGCUGCCCCCAGGCUGGGAGGACCUAGAUAGGCAGAUGGGUCAGCUCUUUAUGAUGGGCUUUGAUGGAACUUCAGUCAAUCCACAGAUUCGAUCACUUAUUGAGAAUUACCACUUGGGUGCCGUGCUGCUAUCUGCCAAAAAUCUGAAAUCGGCCGAGGAUACAACCAGAUUGGUUCUGGAAUUGCAGACCAUUGCGCGUGAUGCAGGCCAUCCUGUUCCGUUACUAAUUGCCUUGGACCAGGAGAAUGGUGGUGUCAACAGUUUAUAUGAUGAGAUAUAUAUUCGCCAAUUCCCUAGUACCAUGGGCAUUGCAGCCACUGGGUCCAAAUCUUUGGCUCACGAGGUGGCUGUCGCAACAGCACAGGAACUCAAGGCAGUCGGGGUCAAUUGGAUCUUAGGACCUGUUUUGGAUGUUUUAACCAAUGUGCGAAAUCAACCAUUAGGCGUUCGUACCGCCGGCGACGAUCCCCAAGAGGCGUCUCAAUAUGGUGUCCAGUUCAUGAGGGGUUAUCAAGAAGCAGGUUUAGUAACCUGUGGAAAACACUUUCCAUCCUAUGGUAAUUUGGAAUUUCUCGGCUCCCAGACGGAUGUCCCAAUUAUUAGGGAAUCUCUGGAGCAACUCAGUCUCAGCGCGCUUGUACCCUUUCGCAAUGCUAUAACUCAGGGCCUGGACGCCAUGAUGGUCGGAGGUGUUUCAUUGUCAUCUGCUGGGAUGAACGUAAUGCACGCCUGCCUGAGUGAUCAGGUGGUCGACGAGCUCUUGAGAAAGGAUCUCCAGUUUCAAGGCGUGGUCAUUUCUGAAUGCUUGGAAAUGGAGGCGCUCACACAUAACAUUGGAGUAGGAGGUGGCACAGUGAUGGCCAAAAACGCCGGCUGCGAUAUCAUCCUUUUAUGUCGGUCAUUCCCCGUCCAGCAAGAAGCCAUCAAUGGGUUGAAACUUGGCGUGGAGAACGGUAUCAUCGGCCGUCAGCGAAUUGAACAAUCGUUGCGCCGCGUUUUAGAUUUGAAGGUGCGGUGUACUUCGUGGGAACAGGCACUGAACCCUCCGGGGCUUUCUUCCCUUACACAGAUGCAACCCUCGCAUACCAACCUUUCCACCCGAGCCUACAACUCUUCCAUCACAGUCAUGAGAGAUAAGAAUAAUUUACUUCCGUUGUCCAAUGUCAUCGAGGCAGACGAGGAACUUUUGCUUCUGACUCCGCUGGUCAAGCCACUCCCAACGUCCGCGGUUUCUCUCUCGGUCGCAGGGUCAAUGGAUCCAUUAUCUUCGGAACGAACCUCCUCGAUUCUGAGUGGCGAGGGGGUCUUCAAAGAACUUGGACGUUCACUCUCACGGCAGAGGAACGGGCGCGUGUUGCACACCUCCUAUACUUCCAACGGCGUGCGUCCCAUCCACGAAGACCUCAUCCAAAGAGCGAGUGCUGUAGUCGUUGUCACGGCAGAUGCAAAUCGCAAUCUAUAUCAGCAAGGGUUCUCAAAACACGUCUCCAUGGUCUGCCAAUCGCAGUAUACCUCAUCCGGUGAACGCCGCGAGAGGCCAUUGAUUGUGGUGGCCGUUAGCUCGCCAUAUGAUUUUGCCAUGGAUUCAUCCAUUGGUACUUAUAUAUGCACGUAUGACUUCACGGAAACAGCCCUCCAGGCAUUGGUCAAGGUUUUGUAUGGCGACUUGACACCUUCAGCGGCCCUGCCUGGCUCCAUUGGUCGAACGCAGAAGAUUCAUCAGUCUCGACAGCACUGGCUUGUCGAAAAUUGGAACGAGGAUCGCGACUCUUUCGCGUUGGACGCUCUGCUCGAGACUAUCCGUGCCGACUAUGCACUAGGCCAGCCAUCGGAACUUCUUGGAGCUACCGCUAGCAGCUUCUUGCUACGAAAGGAGGAUGUCGACGAAGCCCAUUUCGUUGUCCGGAACAGUAGCACGCAGGCCCUCUAUGGAUUCUGCGCGACCUACUUCUUUCGAUCAACGGGCACCGGUGUGCUUGCAUGUCUCAUCGUGGACCCCUCCCGAAGGAGACUAUCAAUCGGACAUUCUCUUCACAGCCGCGCGAUUCGGACUUUACUUCAACGGAGCGGGAUGAAACGCUUCCAGUUAGGAUCCCGAUUACCAGGGAUCUACCUUGGCAUUCCGACCGUCAACCCUGUUGAGCGCAAGCGGCUACGGCAAUGGUUCGCGAACAUGGGGUGGAACACCGGGCUUUCGCGACCAGUGUGCAGCGUGAUCCUACGCAACCUGUCGACAUGGGUGCCACCCGAAGGACUUACUGCGACCCUGCAGAGUGUGGAGGUCACAUACGACCUCGUCUAUGGUUGGGACUUUGCGCCCGCGAUCCUCGAUCACAUUAAAACAUAUGCGCGACAGGGCGUGGCCGAGAUCUACCGCAUGGCUUUGGGUGGCGCGCCUAACUGCGGGAUCAUUCGGGCCAAGCGGCCCUCCGACGGGGUCAUCCUCGGGAGUAUCGUGAUCUACAAUGAGCGAUCUGCCUUGGCGGAACACAUGCCCAUGCUGCGCGCCACCCAGGCUUCUGUCGGAGGCAUUUCAUCUCCGGUCAUUUCUCCUUGCGGAGAAGAUUACUCCACGGUUAUGCAGGGCCUGAUCCUGCUGGCUAUCAAACAGAUCCGGAAGUUGAGUGCCAAUGCCGUGAUUAUGGACUGUGUCGACGGUGACAGUAACUUUGACAAUCUCUCCACGAUGGGCUUCACUAUGCUGCACAGUUUUGAGGAAGUGAACUGUGACGCAGCUACGUGGACGAUGAUGCAUGCAUAG